AUGUCUCACUUAGUUGAGCCACCGCCACCCCUGUACAACAACAACUGCAAGGAAGGGGAGCAGCCCCUGCCGCCUCCCGCCGGCCUCAAGAGUUCCUGGGUGGAGCUACCUAUGAACAGCAGCAAUGGCAAUGAUAAUGGCAACGGGAAGAAUGGGGGGCUGGAGCACGUCCCUUCGUCUUCCUCAAUCCACAAUGGAGACAUGGAGAAGAUCCUUCUGGACGCACAGCAUGAGUCAGGACAGAGCCGCUCAAGAGGCAGCUCUCACUGUGACAGCCCUUUACCACAAGAAGAUGGACAGAUCAUGUUUGAUGUUGAGAUGCACACCAGCAGGGACCAUAGCUCUCAGUCAGAAGAAGUUGUAGAAGGAGAGAAAGAAGUUGAGGCUUUGAAGAAAAGUGCAGACUGGGUAUCAGACUGGUCCAGUAUACCCGAAAACAUCCCACCCAAAGAGUUCCAUUUCAGACACCCUAAAAGUGCUGUCUCUCUAAGCAUGAGGAACAGUGGAGCUAUGAAGAAAGGGGGCAUUUUCUCUGCAGAGUUCCUGAAGGUCUUCAUCCCGUCUCUCUUCCUUUCUCACGUGUUGGCUUUGGGGCUGGGCGUCUAUAUUGGAAAACGACUGAGCACACCUUCUGCCAGCACCUACUGUGGGAAACGAAAAGCACGUGGAAAUGUGCAUGGCCUGUGA
Messenger RNA from Microtus oregoni (creeping vole), 687 nucleotides. RefSeq names its product BCL2/adenovirus E1B 19 kDa protein-interacting protein 3-like. Gene Ontology annotation, biological process: mitochondrial outer membrane permeabilization; defense response to virus; positive regulation of apoptotic process. The record is from RefSeq and is a predicted model, not a curated record. Gene Ontology annotation, cellular component: mitochondrial envelope; nucleus; mitochondrial outer membrane. NCBI's taxonomy places the organism in Eukaryota, Metazoa, Chordata, Mammalia, Rodentia, Cricetidae. The transcript has a single exon. Bases 1 to 687 code for a protein of 228 amino acids.